AUGGAGGUUGGUCCUUCUUCUUCCUUAUGCUCCAUGAAAAUAAAAACUCAAAUCCUCACCCUUGUCUAUGCUCACGUUUGUCGUCUAAUCCGAGCAAUUUCGAAAGCAAAGUCUACUUUCCUUCAAAUUUGUAAACAAAACAAACCUAUACGAUUCUUGAUUUCCAGCUCAAAGACCACAAAAAACAAGCAAAAGAAGCUCUUCUUUGGUUCGUUUAGGCUACACUACAACUGGUGUUCUUCCCAUGUUACACCAGUUCCGGUUCCGGUACUCGAAGGCUGCACCGCGACUCAUUCGUACUACGAUUCAGUGAUUCCAGCAGGUGAGCAAUGUGAGGAGGAUACGGUGGAGUCUGAACUUUCAGGUUACCUUCAAUGGCUAGAAGAAAAGAAGGGUAAUAGGAAUUGUACGGCCGAGACGGAUCUCAAUGAGAUUGAUAAGCUGGCAGAAAUGUUUAUAGCCGAUUGUCAUGAAAAGUUUAGGUUGGAGAAGCAAGAGUCUGACAGGAGAUUCCAGGAAAUGAUGGCUAGAAGCAUGUGA
Hibiscus syriacus is the source of this 540-nucleotide messenger RNA. RefSeq lists its product as uncharacterized. The record is from RefSeq and is a predicted model, not a curated record. The coding region runs from base 1 to 540 and encodes 179 amino acids. NCBI's taxonomy places the organism in Eukaryota, Viridiplantae, Streptophyta, Magnoliopsida, Malvales, Malvaceae. The transcript has a single exon.